AUGCCUUCCCUCUCCCCAACCCCCCAUGCAGCCAUCCUGGUGUCGUCAGUGUGUGGGCUGGUGGACUACGAGGAGGCGGCCUUCCUGCUGCGAGUGGACCCCAAGGACUUUGUCGUGUGGAUGCUCGCCUUCUGUGGCACGCUCUUCUUCGGCAUCCAGGUGCGCUCUUCUUCGGCAUCCAGGUGCGCUCUUCUUCGGCAUCCAGGUGCGCUCUUCUUCGGCAUCCAGGUGCGCUCUUCUUCGGCAUCCAGGUGCGCUCUUCUUCGGCAUCCAGGUGCGCUCUUCUUCGGCAUCCAGGUGCGCUCUUCUUCGGCAUCCAGGCUCAUCCCCCCAGCAGUGGAAAAUGAUGAUGCCUUGGGCCAUCCUCUGCCUUGCAUGCUCAAUGAGGCGGCCACCAUGCAGCCUGGUGAGCAUUGCCGCCAUCUCACUGCCGCCAUCUCACUGCCGUCCGUUAAUCCACGCCUCCCAUCUCACCUCCCUCCGUUCUUCCCUGCUCCAUUCCAUGCCAUGCAGACGGGAGUGAUGGUGGCGGUGGUGAUCUCCCUCGGCUUUGUGAUCAACGAGUCCGCCAACGCGCAGUGUGAGGAGCUGGGGCGGCUACCCGGCACCACAGUGUACCGCACAGUGCAGCAGUACCCCGACGCCAAGGUCACCCCUGGCAUCGCUGUCAUCAAGUGCCACUCCCACCUGUACUUUGCGAAUGUGAGCAACCUGCGGGACGUGCUGAGGCGCUACGAGGGGCUCACCAGCAGAACGCCCCUGCCCGCCCCAAGCCCUGUCACCACACCCACGCGCUCCCCCCCUGCUGCCACCGCUGCCGCCACUCCUGCUGCCAGCACCCGCACCAGCACCCCCAGCCCUGCCCGAUCCUCCACCAGUCCUAGCAGCCUGGCUCGGCGAGCCAGCGACGGGAGCUUGGACGGGCGCACCAGCAGCUUCAGGAGCGGUGGGAGCAGCAGGGGCGGGGGAGGGGGGAGCGGCAGGGGCGGGGGAGGGGGGAGCAGCAGGGGCGGGGGAGGGGGGAGCGGCAGGGGCGGGGGAGGGGGGAGCAGCAGGGGCGGGGGAGGGGGGAGCGGCAGGGGCGGGGGAGGGGGGAGCGGCAGGGGCGGGGGAGGGGGGAGCGGCAGCAGCGGGGGGAGCGGGGAGUGUGACGUGGAGGGGGGAGGGGGGGCGGGCGAGGCACUGGUAUCGCCAGUGGAAUCAUCUGCACGGGACCAGCAGGGACGGAGAGGAGCGGCGGCAAAGGGGCGAGCUCUGGGUGCGGCAAAUGUGCCUAUAGAGUAUGUGAUUAUAGACAUGACGUCAGUGCAUGCAGUGGACUCAGCAGCGUGCCAUGCGUUGAGAGAGAUCUGUCUGGAGUACCAGGGGAGAGGGGUGCGCCUGGCCCUUGCCAACCCCAGCCAUGCCGUCAUGCAGAGACUCACACGGGCGGGGAUCCCGGACCUGAUCGGGCAACAGUGGUUUUUUGUGCGGAUUUUCGAUGCCGUGCAGCUCUGCAAGGCUGACAUGGCGUGCCGGCACGCUGCAGCCUCUGGUGCGCUGCCACCUGGCGGGUUUAUGGUUGCUGACGUGGAGCAGAAGAGGGUGGGGCAGCAACGGCAGCAGCUGCAGCAGCAGCAGCAGCAGCAGCAGCAGCAGCAGGGGAGGGUGCUGGUGCGGCCGCAUUCGUUUUCAGAGGAUGUCAGGGUCGCUGCUCGGCCUGCACAGGCAGAUGGGCAGGUGGAGAGAGGUGUGCGGGGUGGGGGGAGGGACAGACAGAGUGACGGUGUGGGGCAGGUGGCAGGGGGAGGGAGGGGGCGGACAGUGACGUGGGGCAUGCAGGGGACGAGAGCACGGGGGGCAACAGAGAGAAGCAGUGGGGAUGGGCCGGGUGGGGUGGGGAUGGAUAUUGGAUCAGUGGUUGGGUCAACAGCAGUGGGGGGUAGGGGGUCAGGGGGCAGUGCCAGGGAUGGGCGCAUGGCAGGCUGGCCGGAGGAGGACGAGUUUCCUGGCAGCCCCGACUAUGGUAUUCUCAUGCCUGCUGGGGGCAUUGCUGCCGCCGCUGCCUCCCGUGCAGCUGCAGCAGAGGCAGGGGCAGGUGAUGGGGAAGGGGAAGGUCCGUCGGGCGUGGGUGUGGCGUCGCCUGAGUUUCCACCACUCGAUGGGUUUGACGCGCAUGCGUUUUCAGCACCUGAAGUGAUGCAGUCUGAGUAUGUGCUGGCAGAUGCAGAGGAGGAAGAGUCGGAGUGGGUGAGAAUACGACGGGAUAGGAAGAGGAGGGAGAAACAUGCAAGGGCUAGGCCAGAUGAAGAUGGGGAGAGCACUGGGCAAGAUGAGGCUGAGGAAGACAGCCGCCCUACUUGCCCUGUAUGCCAUGGCUUUCUGCCAUUGGCUGAUGGCCAGACGCCAGAUUAUGAGCCUAGCCAUGUCCUUGUGGAUUAUUGUGUUUGCUUUAGUGACUAA
This is a messenger RNA of Closterium sp. Yama58-4, 2442 nucleotides long. The record is from the annotation of a GenBank genome assembly. NCBI's taxonomy places the organism in Eukaryota, Viridiplantae, Streptophyta, Zygnematophyceae, Desmidiales, Closteriaceae.